Molecule: messenger RNA, 432 nt
Organism: Purpureocillium lilacinum
Lineage: Eukaryota; Fungi; Ascomycota; Sordariomycetes; Hypocreales; Ophiocordycipitaceae
Source: RefSeq, a predicted model, not a curated record
AUGGCUUGGACCCCCGCAGGUCGUUCGUAUGGACAUCAAGACCCUUGCCAAGCUUCAUCACGCAUCCAACGUCACACACCACGACAUCUAGCUUCAUGGUGCAUCCCCUGCGCCACGCAACCCGGGAAGGCAGACAUCACCAGCAGCGCAAGUAGACAGCAAUCUUCGAUGAACCCCAUCCCAACUUCAUAUUACGUAUGUAUCCAAGAAAAUGCUCCCUCCCAGCAAUCAAUUCCCCUCCCCGCCCAUCGCGCGCAUCCACGCUCGUUGUCGUUCUUGUUGCUCAAGCCAUGCCGCCAAACCAAAAGAGAAAAAAGGGACCGGACGACCGCGACGGGUCAUUAUCGUCCACCCAAACCAACCCAGGAUAAAAAGAUGCCAAAGAAGAAAGCCCAUAAGUACAAGGAUGCGGGGCGGGCGCCAUUGCCCUAA